AUGUCGACAGAAAUACCAAUUGCACCGCCAGCGAAUCCUCAAGAUGCCACAGUUGGUAUCAUAGGUAUGGGCGACAUGGGCCGUCUAUAUGCCAAGACGAUAUCAGGAGCAGGGUGGAAGGUCACUGCUUGCGACAGGCCCGACAAAUACGAGGCCCUGAAGGAUGAAUUUCAAGGUAGUUCUGUCACUAUCCUUGAGAACGGACAUUUAGUGUCACGAUGUAGCGACUACAUUAUUUAUAGCGUCGAGGCGGAGAAUAUUGAUACGGUGGUGAAGCUCUAUGGGCCCUCUACAAAAAUGGGUGCUAUCGUUGGCGGACAAACAAGUUGCAAGGCACCAGAGAUUGCAGCAUUCGAGAAGCAUCUGCCUAAAGAUGUAGAGAUCAUUAGCUGUCAUUCCUUGCAUGGGCCGAAGGUCGACUCCAGGGGACAGCCAUUGGUGAUUAUACCCCAUCGAGCCACGCCCGAGGGUACGGCUCUGAUCACUCGAAUACUCUCCUGCUUCCGCUCAAAAACAGUACAGCUUUCUGCCCAGGAACAUGACCGGAUAACGGCAGACACGCAGGCCGUCACUCAUGCGGCAUUCCUCAGCAUGGGCACCGCGUGGCAUGCGAAUGCCCAAUUUCCAUGGGAGGUUGAGCGUUAUAACGCUGGAGGCAUCGAAAACGUGAAGAUCAACAUUAUGAUGCGGAUUUACAGCAACAAAUGGCACGUUUACGCUGGUCUUGCGAUAUUGAAUCCAGCAGCAAGGGAUCAGAUUCGAGCUUAUGCCGAAAGUGUGACUGAACUCUUUAAGCUCAUGAUCUCACACAAGAAACAAGAGUUUUCAGACCGAAUCAUUGCAGGUGGAACCGCUGUAUUUGGCCGACAUCGUGGCAGUCCGCUACUGCUAAGGGACGAUAUACUCGAUCAAUACUCUUUAUCGUCGACCCAAAUCCCUAAGAGCGAGAGGCGACUUAAUAGUCAUCUAAGUUUGCUGGCUAUGGUAGAUUGUUGGUGGAAACUGGGAAUCGUGCCAUACGACCAUAUGAUCUGCGAGACACCAUUGUUUAGACUAUGGUUGGGAGUUGUGGAGUAUGUGUAUCGGGAUAGGCGGCUUUUGGAAGAAUGUAUCGAAACAGCGAUGGAAGAUGAUACAUUUAGGAUGGAUGAUAUCGAGUUCACCUUUGCGGCUAGAGGAUGGAGUGAUGCGGUUGGCUUUGGGGACUUUGAGGGCUAUAGGAAAAGAUUCGAAAAGGUUCAGACAUAUUUUGCGCCGAGAGUAGCCGAAGCAACGAGGUUGGGCAAUGAAAUGAUUGCGAAGAUAUUUGAAAAAACGAAAGAUGAUACUACUGAGGGAACUAAAGCUUGA
This is a messenger RNA of Orbilia oligospora ATCC 24927, 1350 nucleotides long. RefSeq lists its product as uncharacterized. Gene Ontology annotation, molecular function: NAD+ binding; prephenate dehydrogenase (NADP+) activity; prephenate dehydrogenase (NAD+) activity. Gene Ontology annotation, biological process: L-tyrosine biosynthetic process. NCBI's taxonomy places the organism in Eukaryota, Fungi, Ascomycota, Orbiliomycetes, Orbiliales, Orbiliaceae. The record is from RefSeq and is a predicted model, not a curated record. The coding region runs from base 1 to 1350 and encodes 449 amino acids. The transcript has 6 exons.